AUGUAAACGUGAGUAAAAUACUCGAAAUAAAACAAAUGAAAAACACAAAUUACGAAGAACGAAGAGACAACAACAACAAUAACAACAGAACAAGAAAAUACAGAAAGAAAAAGAUACACAAGAAAGCGAAUCUGUUAAACAAAACAGAGAAUAGCAAGAAAAAACAGUUUAAUUUCCAAACCAAACCUACCAUGAACCAUGAUCUCGCCACGCCUAUCUCGUGGGCGGUCCUUCGUCCUCGCCGUUGGCAUCCUUGUCGUUUUGGCCACGCCUACUUCACCCGCCCACAAGGACGAGAAAACAUGGGCGUAUCUUGCCAGAUACGACUCGGGCUUACGACCUAUGCGACCAUCAGCAGUGUCCGCUCAACAAACAAGCGAUGAUGGAGACCUGGACAUCACAGUGCUCAUCAACGUCACAAAAUUAGAAGUAACUGUGAAUGGACAAGUUAUAUAUGAGGCGCUCGGGGGGCCACAGAAAAUGGGGUACAAACGCCCUCAUUCGGGGCUGCAUAUCAUUGUCUUGCACCCCUGCGGAGGCCGAGUGAUGAGGACGCAGCGAUUCAUCACCUUCCAGCCGGCCGAGCACGAGGAUAUGGCCGAUCUCAUCACUUCGAUUCAGCCGGGGAGGGUCGUCAUUGCUGCGGCUGUGCCCGAAUGGCUCAUGUUCAUGGGAGAAGAAGGAGAAAACGCCUUGAAGAAUUUGGGGUUCACCUUCCCCUCGCGAAUAGCCUCGGCCGAGCCCUGGCUAGGAAUCGCCGUCACAGGUCACAGGGUCAUCGCUGAAGGGGUUGCGACAGGUCAGAUAGGUCAGCAUCCACCCGGGGCCUUGAUUUUUGCCGUGAGGGUGCCCAAGGUCUGCAGUGAAGGCAGGCGGUGCGACUGGUAUGCGGACGAGAAAUUGCAAAGUCAAGCAAAAUUCUGCGAACACUACGAGGGCUACGGUGACCUGUGUUCGUGUCGUGACCCUUUCACGGCUGAUGUCAGGUCAAAACAGGCUAAACUUAGGGAGAGGAAAGAACACAUUCCUGUGGUUGUGGUGACAGCUAACAAACCCAGACAUCUUUUUAGACUCGUCCGAAACCUCUUCACCGUCCAAGGCGCGUCCGAAACCGGCGUGGUCGUGGUCGUCGACGGUGUCCACGCAGAGACCCUGGCUUUAGGGGCGGUCUUGGGCGUGGAGGUCGUCGUCCACACGCCCGUAGGCACGCACAACGAACGCACGAACGCCAACGUACGCUUCGCUCUCUAUACCGUCUUCACGCAGUUCCCGGAUGUCGAUAAGGCGAUUCUUCUCGAAGACGAUUUGCUGUUGGCGCCCGACGUGCUGAGCUUCUUCCACCAGACGGCUUGGCUCCUGGACCACGACCCGACCCUCUUCUGCGUCAACGCCUUCAACAGCAACAGCCUCCCUGGAGUGGCGUCCGAUCCCACGAAAAUCCUGCGGUCUGAGUCCUUCCCUAUGUAUGGCUGGAUGGUCAGGAGGCAGUACGCGCUACAGGCCGUGCUGCGCUGGAUUCCGUAUGGGGUGGGCGAUUGGGACUUCUGGCUCAUGCGGGCCGACUCCCAGCGCGGACGAGACCUAGCUUCGCCCGAGGUCAGCCGCACCUUCCACGCAGGGUCAGCCGGAGCCCAUGUCGACGGUUUCGAGCAGCAGCUGUACUACGGGCGGAUGAUGAUGACGAGUGACCCGGAUGUCAAGCUGGAGAAUCUGACGAGUUAA
Molecule: messenger RNA, 1722 nt
Organism: Penaeus chinensis
Lineage: Eukaryota; Metazoa; Arthropoda; Malacostraca; Decapoda; Penaeidae
Product: protein O-linked-mannose beta-1,2-N-acetylglucosaminyltransferase 1-like
Exons: 11
Coding region: 199-1722 (507 amino acids)
Biological process (GO): protein O-linked glycosylation via N-acetylgalactosamine
Cellular component (GO): Golgi membrane
Molecular function (GO): beta-1,3-galactosyl-O-glycosyl-glycoprotein beta-1,3-N-acetylglucosaminyltransferase activity
Source: RefSeq, a predicted model, not a curated record